Cynocephalus volans (Philippine flying lemur) is the source of this 763-nucleotide messenger RNA. RefSeq names its product nuclear cap-binding protein subunit 2-like. The transcript has a single exon. Lineage: Eukaryota; Metazoa; Chordata; Mammalia; Dermoptera; Cynocephalidae. Gene Ontology annotation, cellular component: nuclear cap binding complex. Gene Ontology annotation, biological process: mRNA cis splicing, via spliceosome. Bases 4 to 474 code for a protein of 156 amino acids. Gene Ontology annotation, molecular function: RNA cap binding. The record is from RefSeq and is a predicted model, not a curated record.
ACUAUGUCAGGUGGCCUCCUGAAGGCGCUGCGCAGCGACUCCUGCGUGGAGCUGAGCCAGUACCGGGACCAGCACUUCCGGGGUGACAAUGAAGAACAAGAAAAAUUACUGAAGAAAAGUUGUACGUUGUAUGUUGGAAAUCUUUCCUUUUACACAACUGAAGAACAAAUCUAUGAGCUUUUCAGCAAAAGUGGUGACAUAAAGAAAAUCAUUAUGGGUUUGGAUAAAAUGAAAAAAACAGCAUGUGAAUUCUGUUUUGUGGAAUACUAUUCAAGAGCAGAUGCAGAAAAUGCUAUGCGAUACAUAAAUGGAACUCGUCUGGAUGACCGGAUCAUUCGCACAGACUGGGAUGCAGGCUUUAAGGAGGGCAGGCAGUAUGGACGUGGGCGAUCUGGGGGCCAGGUACGAGACGAAUAUCGGCAGGACUAUGAUGCUGGGAGAGGUGGCUAUGGAAAACUGGCACAAAACCAGUGAGUGAUGAGAGCUCUGUCAGUGAAAAACUCACUCCUUUGGCCUGUUGAAUUUAUUGAAGAACAUUACCCAAGAUCUACAAACCAACCCAUUUUUACCAAGCUUUGAUCAGUGUCUCUACUGAGCUGGAAACCUCUCCGUGAUAUUCCUCUGGAAAUUAUUAAAUGACAGAAUCCAAAAGAAUGCCUUUAAUUCUAGUCUUAGAGAAUCUAGGCCAUGUGCCAGGUUACCAGAAUGAUUUCCCGUUACCAGGUCAAAAACUGUGUUCCUGAUCUAUAAUGUUGAUUAGUUU